UCAGACCAAGAACGACAACCCGAUUAUUGAAGCAGGCUUUGGACCGGACGCGUGAUGAAGCAAAUAAUUUCGUCCAUCGCGCGAUACGAAGUAGCCUUGUAGAGGGGGUUGCGUCGCGAAGAUCGCUGAUCGUCGAUCAACAUUGGCCCCGGUGCACCUGCCCUUCGGCUUCGAAUACUAUUUUGACGCUGGUAUCCUUUGCUGUGGCAUUUCUGUUUUCCAGCCCAGGGUCGUCAUGGGGUUCGUCGUUCUUCCUGCCCUCAUACCGGACAUUACGGCGGUAUACGAUGCCUACUUUGCUGCCUUCGCCGAAGAUCCCGUGACGCGCGCCCUCUUCCCGAAAGCCACAAAAGAAGACUUGACAAACUCCGAGUCAGAGUUUCGGAAGGCGCACACAGGUCGUGUUCUCUCGUACUGGCACACGUCCUCAACACAAUACACUCUGAAAUGCAUCGACCCAGCCACUGGCGUGAUCGCUGGCAUGGCUCUUUGGGAUGUCUAUCCCACGCCUAGUGAUUGGAAGAAAGGCGACGUAGCAUGGCUGGAAGGGAAAGAAAGGGAGAGGGCUGAGGCUCUAGUGGGUCCUCUGUGGAAUGUGAGAGAAAAGCUGUGGGAUAAAGAGCGAUAUAUCUAUUGUCACGUGACAGCUGUACGUCCGGAGUACCAGCGGAAAGGUGUGGGAAAGCUGUUGACGGAGUACGGUAUUCGGGUCGCAGAGCAGGCAGAACUGCCAAUUUAUGUUGAGAGCUCGAAGGAGGGUUUGGGACUAUAUGAAAAGUUAGGCUUCAGGCGGCUAACUGAGAAGAUUGUGCAUAAAGCCGGGGUGCUGUGGGUAGGAGAGGAGACGGGCGAUAAGAAUGAUUACGAAGUGCCACUGCUUGUGUGGAUACCAGAGGGGCAGAUAGGCAACUUGCCAAAAUCUGUGGAGCUGGCAUAGAUGGUGCACAGAAAAGAGGAGUGAUAGAAUGUGGAUAGAAUGAUAUUUGAUGAUGCGACAAUGCUACGUCAAGACGCU
This is a messenger RNA of Trematosphaeria pertusa, 1015 nucleotides long. RefSeq lists its product as uncharacterized. Gene Ontology annotation, molecular function: acyltransferase activity, transferring groups other than amino-acyl groups. Lineage: Eukaryota; Fungi; Ascomycota; Dothideomycetes; Pleosporales; Trematosphaeriaceae. The transcript has 2 exons. Bases 236 to 937 code for a protein of 233 amino acids. The record is from RefSeq and is a predicted model, not a curated record.